AGACAAACUCCACAUUUCUACUUUACUUUUCUUAUACCCAAUUCCAUUCUUUAACAUUCUUUUCUGCUUACAUAUAAAAUAUCUGCUUAUGCCAUUUGCUCUCUACUUUUGUGUAUACUUUCUCAGGUAUUUUUACUCUCAAAGCCAUGAAAGAUCCACAAGGUGCAUAUCAAUCACCCUUUAAGUCGUUAUACGGCAAGUUGCAAGACAUACUCUGCUGUUCUACGUUGCCAAACAACUAUAAGAGACUAGACGCGACCCUUGAGAGGAAAAUGGUGGAGAUGAAGAGGAACCCUUCGAGGAAUAACAAUUUCAAAUCAUUCGACAGCAUAAUCAUGAAAUUCCCUCAGUUCAGAGAGGGGCUGAAAGAGAUCAGGAACAUAUUCGAGCAGUAUGAUGAAGACGUGAAUGGUACUAUUGACAAUGAAGAGCUGAAGAAAUGCUUGCACGCGUUCGAGUUCAGCAUUAGUGAUGAGGAAAUUGGUGAUCUUGUCGCUUACUGUGACAUAGACGACAAGGAAGGGAUACAAUUGAAGGAGUUUAUAGUUGUUGUAUUUCUCAUUUAUCUCCUCAUGGAUGCUCCGGCUUCACCUAACAUGAAACUGAAGAUGUGUUCACCUCAAAUUGAAACAACCUUGAAUGCGAUAAUUGAGGUGUUCUUAUUUCUUGACAAGAACGGUGUUGGGAAGCUGAAGAAGAAGGAUGUCGUCAAGGCACUAAACGAGGCUUCUCCCAAGGAGAAAUCUCCUUCACACAUCACACACAACCGUUUUAAAGAAAUGGACUGGGAUAAGAACGGGAAGGUUAGCUUCAAGGAAUUCCUGUUCUCGUUUAUCAGUUGGGUCGGGUUUGAGUGUGACGAUGAAGAUCAUGAAGAGUAGCUUCUAUAUGACUGAAGCAGGAGACCUGCUUGCAACAAGGUUAAGAGUCAUGUAGAUCUGAUAACUGCUACAAAGUGUACAUGCUGAUUCAUAUAAAUAUUUGUAUGUUCAUUUGUUUGUAUGAUAUUAUGUCCCUACAGUCUUCCUUGAUUGAUUUUGGA
Salvia hispanica is the source of this 1042-nucleotide messenger RNA. Its product is annotated as Calcium-binding EF-hand family protein. The record is from RefSeq and is a predicted model, not a curated record. Gene Ontology annotation, molecular function: calcium ion binding. Lineage: Eukaryota; Viridiplantae; Streptophyta; Magnoliopsida; Lamiales; Lamiaceae.